Messenger RNA from Prorocentrum cordatum, 486 nucleotides. The record is from the annotation of a GenBank genome assembly. Lineage: Eukaryota; Dinophyceae; Prorocentrales; Prorocentraceae.
AUGUGGCGGCGCACGCACGUGUUUUGUGGGCUCCCUAACUUUACAAUCAUCGCCAGACUGUCUGUCGCCAUCCUGUCUCGGUCAGGAACGUGUGAGGCUUCCCCUCGCGCCGCACAAGAACUACCAUACGCUCUAUACCUCCCAGAUUCUACAUCCGCAAUGGCCUCCCGCAGCUCCGCGCGCCGCUUCGUCGCGGCAGUGUUCGCUGCCGCAGCGAUGCAGCCGGCGCUCGCGGGCUUCGCCGACGCCUUCUUCGACGAGGGCGACCUGAGCUCCUUCGUUCAGACGUCCGCCGUCGUCUCCUCCGGGAGCCGCGUGGCCGGGGUGCCCAAGGACUGCGAGGCAGACGGCCUGGCGCUGCACGGGGCGGAGGGAGAUUUCGGCGACAUCGACGUGGUGGGCUUCAUACAGACGGGCGUGCAGGUCGCGGCGCGCCCGGCCGCCGAGCCGGACGGCGACCCCCUCUUCGACGCCGUGUCGCUCUGA